Molecule: messenger RNA, 3279 nt
Organism: Malurus melanocephalus (red-backed fairy wren)
Lineage: Eukaryota; Metazoa; Chordata; Aves; Passeriformes; Maluridae
Gene: PAK1IP1
Product: PAK1 interacting protein 1
Exons: 10
Coding region: 1-1092 (363 amino acids)
Molecular function (GO): protein binding
Source: RefSeq, a predicted model, not a curated record
AUGGAGCUCGUGGCGGGGUGCUACGAGCAGGUGCUGCUGGGGUUCGCCACGCGGCCCGGCCAGUCCUGGACAGUCGUCCCUGAUUUUACACAUCAUGCCCACUCUGCCUCAUUGUCAGCAGUAGCAGUGAAUAACAGAUAUGUGGUCACUGGGAGCAGGGAUGAGACAAUCCAAAUAUAUGACAUGAAAAAGAAGAUAGAACACGGGGCACUGCUACAGCACAAUGGCACGAUAACUUGUUUGGAGUUCUAUGGUACUGCACAUCUAUUGAGUGGGGCAGAAGAUGGACUCAUUUGUAUCUGGAACACAAAGAGAUGGGAAUGUCUGAAAUCCAUUAAGGCGCAUAAGGGACAUGUGACAUCUCUCUCUAUUCAUCCUUCUGGGAAGUUAGCUCUGUCAGUUGGAACAGAUAAAACAUUAAGAACUUGGAAUCUUGUUGACGGGAAAUCAGCCUUCAUCAAAAACCUGAAGCAAAAUGCACACAUAAUUAAAUGGUCCCCUGAUGGAGAGAGGUAUGUGACCGUGAUAACAAACAAAGUGGAUGUCUACAGACUGGACACAGCUUCAAUCACUGGCACCAUUACAACAGAGAAGAGGAUUUCUUCACUUAGAUUUAUUACAGAUUCUAUCCUUGCCAUAGCUGGAGGUGAUGAAAUGAUYAGGUUCUACAGCUGUGACUCUCAAAAAUGCCUGUGUGAAUUUAAAGCUCAUGAAAACAGAAUAAAAGAUAUUCAUAGUUUUGAAAGAGAAGGACAGCAUGUUAUUGUUACUGCAUCUAGUGAUGGUUACAUUAAAAUGUGGAAUCUGGAUCUUGAUAAGAUUAAAGAUAGGCCGUCUUUACUAUGUGAAGUCAAUACCAAAGCUAGGCUGACAUGUCUUGCAGUAUGGCUUGACCAAGCUUCAGAAAUGAAAGAAAACUCUGAUAAAACUGCAACAGCAUCUGAAGAAACAGAAGAUGACAAACCAUCAAUAGCCAGGGAAGACAAAGCUUUUGGGCCUAACAAGUGUGUUAAAACAGCAAAAAGAAAGAGAAAAAAUAUUUCCGAGAAACAAAAGCUGGAUGCUCCAUUGCAAAAGAAGAAAAAGAAAUAGAAUAGCUUGGCAUGAAGGCACCUACUGCUCUCCUGUAUAAAACGUAAAUGUUAGUGUUGCCCUAAUUUUUAUAAUGUAAACUCUAACAGGACAUACACCUCUGAUCUGAUGUGUUGUUUAAAAGUAAUUGAUGUUCUUAUCCUAAUAAAUUGACUGAUCAUUUUGGKAACUUUCCCUGAGUGAACAAAGCAAAAAAGAAUUUGUAAUAUGUAAUAUUUAUAUUUUUGUAUUAAAAAUACCGUAUGCUUUUUAAUUGGCUCUGGAAAAGGCCAACUAAAAUAAUAAAAACAGCUGCAUCUAUCUCACUUAUAUGUGAACGUUUUCAUUUUAAUGUUGAAAAUGUUACUGUUCAUUUGACUCCAAAUAUGAUCUGCCUUUGUUCUGCAUUACUUUUCCUACUGUAGGAAGAAUCGUGUUAAAAUUAAUUAAAAUAUGAUGAUCAUGUUCCUUUUACACACCUACAGAAAACUGUACUUUCUAGUUCUUCWCAUAGACUUACAUCUGGACUUUAAAAGCACAAUGUUUGGCUUUUUUACUGUGUUCACACAUAAUACGAACUUCARUUUUUUUGGAUCUUUGUACCCAUGGUUCAAUGAUUAAAACCUUUUGUUCAGAAUGUGAUAUAUAAUUUUAGGUGGAAGAGUUUAUAUCCAUAAGCUUUUACCUUUUCUUCCCCCUUUCCACUGUAUUUUUUCAAGUUCUUGAUCUGAGCCAUAUUCUUAAAAAAGAAUUAUAUAACAUUUGAAAUGUUUGCCAUGCUGAUAAAAUGUCACCUGUUUUGAUUGCACUUAAACAAGAAGUGAAUUCAUGACCUUCUCCAUCAGUAGGAACAGGAAUUUAUCCUAAGCCUUAUUACAAACAUCCAGUAGGAAAAACAAAGUUGAGCUGGAGAGAAAAAGGUCAAAGAGUUGUACUAAAUGUUCCCUGUCUUUAUUUUAAGGUUUAAAGCAUGUUAAUGUUGUUUUCUGCACUGCUGGAGUAGUCAUUACUAUUUCUGUUUUCAAAGAGUAAUUGUAAUUAUGCUUCAUUCUGAUUCACUUCAUCUYUUCCUCCUUAUUUGUGUAGCAAGAGAAAAAGUAGAGAAAAAAGAUUGAGCCAAAUUUGGAGACAGGCUGAUUUAGGGAUGUAAAUUAGGAUGUAACUCCAGUUCAGCUCUAUACUCUGACACUGAAACAAAGGGAGCAUCAUCAGUGCUGUUACCAAAUUGUUCAUGUGGCAGUGGCAGUAUUCUCUUGGGUGUCCAUAUUUACCUUCUGCAACUGWUUUCUUUAUUUAGAUGAAUGAUCAGAUCCCCUUAUCUGGAUAUUCAACAUAGUUGAUUUAUGCAAGCUCAGUUUAAUUCAACAUUAAAGGGAUUUAAUUUGAGCUUACGCAGACAGCUUUUAAUUGUAAGGAUUUGCUAAAUGUUUGUGUUCACAAACACAGGCAAAUAAUGUAAAGUUMAAAUGGYUYGUUGAUUGACAGAAAGRUACCAAAACAUUUUUAAUUUAUGAGGCUUCUACAGUAAAUAAAGGACUUAAAAAGCAUAAGCUUAAAUAAGGGAAUUGUGUACAGUGUUUUCACUUGUAGUGUGUUAUGUCUAUUUAAUAGUGCUUAUCUUAUGUCCUUGACAAAAUGGCUGCCACUACUAAACGAGAUUCUAUUGUUUGAAUUUUUAAAURUAUGAGCUCAUGGCCACACUCAUAACAAUUCCAGAAGCAGGAUUGCAGAAGCACCGGAAAGGAAAUCCAGUCUGCACAUAAUUUUAAGAAUUAAAAAGCAAAAAUUCYGCAGAGUUUGGCUUCUAAAGUUUGGACUUAGAAGUAAUAAUUAGACAUUCAUAAAAAUCCAAAAGUCCCUGUGUAGURACAGAGAAUUAUGCAUCUUGUGAGGCUCAGAACAAUUUGUGAACUGUAGACAGAGAAGAACAGUCCUUAGGGAAGAACCCACAUUUUUUUAUACCUUGAGUGAAUACUCUGCUGCUAAUGAGUACUUGGCAAAUUGUUUUUGUUUCCUUGUGUACAUCUUCCUUUUCAGCAUGUUUUCCUUUCUUGUUUUUGAGGAACUGCUUAGAAUGGUGAGGGGAGGCAGCAGUGCAGAGCGAGGAGAUGUCAGCAGUGAGAAAGCUGUCCCUGCCAGAAGGCGUGGGCAUGCAUGACACUGGGCGARUAGAUGGAGCCAUAGCUGCAAGAAACAACAGCUGAGCCC